Molecule: messenger RNA, 1839 nt
Organism: Colletotrichum orchidophilum
Lineage: Eukaryota; Fungi; Ascomycota; Sordariomycetes; Glomerellales; Glomerellaceae
Exons: 1
Coding region: 1-1839 (612 amino acids)
Molecular function (GO): protein binding
Source: RefSeq, a predicted model, not a curated record
AUGUUUGACCAGCUCCCAGACGAUGUCGUCUUGGAGAUCGUCUCUCACCUCAGCACCGCCCGCGAUGUAGCCCGCCUUUCAUCGUCGUGUAAGCACCUGCACUUCCUCCUCAACGAGGACGGCUGGCGCACCUUCGUCAGGACCUGCUUUCCCCUGCAUUCCCUACCCCUAGGCAAGUCUCCCAAAUGGGGCGAGCUGGCAAACACCCUUACGCGCCAGGCGCGCGCAUGGGACAUGAAGGCCUUCCAGACUACAGCCUACACAGAUAACCGUCGCCGGGAUGGCAAUUACUUUACGGGCUUCACCAACGCGGGCCGUCCCUUCCAUCCCGUCAUCGACGCUCGCCUGGUCUUUGACAACAGCUGGGAGCUUGUAACAUGGGGCGCUGGUGAGGAUGUCGUCGGCAGGUUCAGACCACACAACAGCCGCGGAGAGUCCGAUGCGUGGUUCCGUAUGGAGGGCAAGACCAAAGGUUACGAAGCGGGCGUGGGAGAUGUCACCGCCAUCCAUCUGGCCGAGCCAAACGGGAAGUUGGGAAUGCUCGUCGGCAGGGCCAACGGUGAUUUGCAGCUCGUCUCAGCAGCGCCUGGCAGCGCUGGCAAGGCUCUUUCAACUUUCAAGAUCCCUACGCCCACUGGAGGUCUCGAAGCUACUACGUGGACGUCUAUUGGGUCCAUUGAUACCCUGCCGAACCAGACAUCGGUGAUCGCGGGCAACCGCGCCACCAUUAGUCUGUUUUCCCUGGCCGCAGACGAGACCGGGGCCGCUCUCCCGCUAGACUCGCAGACAUUCCAAGUUCCCGGCCAAGGGGGUAGGAAGCAAUUCAUCCACUCAGCCAAGGCCCUCAACAACGACACCAUCGUCUGCGCGCUCUCCAACGACACGGACCCGAUCCGCUACCUCACCGUUACCCCUGCGGGCUUCACACCAAACCUCGCCUCCAAGCACACGUCUCUCCUCGUCUCCCGCGGCAUAGAUGCGGGCAAGAAGCUUACCGCCCGCGUGAUCCAGCCGGUCAACCCAGGUCCCUCGGGCCACACGAACCUCCUCCUCAGCGCCUGGGACGACGGCACUAUCCGCCUCCUUGACAUCCGCACCCCGUCGCCCUUUGACGUCCUCUACCGGGACAUGUACCAGCCCUUCGAGACGCACUCCUCGCUGCUGACCUACGGCUCAGACCACUUCGUCGCGGGCAGCAACGAGCUCGAGGCCCUCAAGGUGUUCGACUUCCGCUGGGCCAAGUCCUACUACCACUCCGCCGCCCUGCCGUGCUGGUCCGGCACGCCAUUCCCGGACCCUCAGCGGGGCACUAGCAGCCGCCCACUGAGCAUGCGCGGUGUCGGGUGCGACCACCCCCGCGGCCGGAAAUGCAUCUGGCACGAGUACUCUCAGCGGGACUACUACCGCCCCAACUACCGCUUCCACGUGCAGCCCUUCAGGGGUGCCGUCCGCUCGACGACGAAUCGCGUCUUCUCGCUGGCCAAGGCCUCGGACGUGUCCGACUCCUUUUACGUCGGGCUCGCGGGCGCCGUGGCCGAGUUCUCUACCACCGUCCCCGGCUACGCGGAGCAAGAUGAGGUUGCGCCGGCUGUGGCCUCCGCCGCCGAGAAGAGGGGCUGGAGCGCGGGGGCUUCGCACUUUAGCUUCGCGGAGACGGGCGACGCGCUGUUGGCGCCCGGAACGUCGAUGAGCCUGUUUAUGCCUCGGCUUACGCAGCGUUUCACUGACGAAGUCGGCGCGCCGCAGUUUCGAGAGUGGUGGAGUAAGACUCCGCCCAAGACCGCGGCGUGGCAUCGAUGGGAUCCCAGUUUCUGGCGGCCUACUCAUUUCACGUUUUGA